Copidosoma floridanum is the source of this 838-nucleotide messenger RNA. RefSeq names its product Cytochrome P450 family protein sad (gene sad). Lineage: Eukaryota; Metazoa; Arthropoda; Insecta; Hymenoptera; Encyrtidae. The record is from RefSeq and is a predicted model, not a curated record. Gene Ontology annotation, molecular function: iron ion binding; monooxygenase activity; heme binding.
UCGGACGACGCUGCUUGUUCCUUCAACCGAUUCCACGCGCUUGUAUACGUCCUCAUCUCGGUUUCCAUUCAUACUUAUUUUCUCUGUUUUCGCGAGUGCCGAUGAGUUUACGGGUGAUAUGAAAAAAACAAUAACCGAUCGCGCGUUUCCCCCCACCCCCCCAUUGAUCGGUAUGGGACUUUGUUUUCUUUUUUUGUAAAAUCGACAGCGCGUAAAAUCGGUACGCGUCUUUCGAUCGCUCUCUUUGUUUGCUGUGAUUUUUUUCUUUUUUCUUCCCCCCCCCCCCGUUCUCCCUUUUUACAGCAAAAUUCCUGUGCCAAUAAACCAGAGGACGAAGAGGGUUUUUUCCCGUGUUUAGCUUUUGAUUCCCGGACGACGUCGAUCUCGAGCGUAGACACCGGCGGCGAAUGCAUUUCCCGAGCCACCGGCCAUGGCAGCGACAAUUUCAAGGUUCGCCCGGAAGCUGAUGAAAAGGGCCGACGUGAGGCUGCGCAAUGAAAAAACGGCGCACUGCCUGUACUGCCAGUUGUACCAGUUGAGCGAGUUGUCGUCGACGCUGCCGGACGCCCGGGGCCCGCCGGUGAUCGGCACCGUGGCGUCAAUCGUCAAGUCCAAGGGGGGCGCCGAGCUGCACGAGUACGUGGACGCGCUGCACAAGAGGCACGGGUCGCUCUUCCGGGGCAGGAUAGGGCCCUUCGAGGCGGUGUUCGUCAGCGACCCCGACGCCAUACGCAAGCUGUACAGCCUCGAGGGCUUGGCGCCCCAGAGCGUCGUACCCGAGGCCUGGCUCUUGUACAACGAGAGACGCCAGAGGGCUCGGGGACUGCUCUUCAUGUGA